AUGGCGAAGGGCGUGAAAAGCCCCAAGGGCAAGAAGAUCACCCUCAAUGUGGCCAAGAACUGCAUCAAAGUCACGUUGGAUGGGAGGAAGCGCCUGGACCUAAGCAAGAUGGGACUCACCACCUUUCCCAAGUGCAUCUUGCGGCUCAACGAAGUGGACGAACUCGAUCUUAGCCGCAACCUGAUCCGCAAGAUCCCAGACUCCAUCUCCAAGUUCCAGAACCUGCGCUGGCUGGACCUGCACAGCAACUACAUCGACAAGCUCCCUGAGUCCAUCGGCCAGAUGACCACCCUGCUCUAUCUCAACGUCAGUAACAACAGGCUCACCACCAACGGCCUGCCUGUGGAGCUCAACCAGCUCAAGAACAUCCGCACCAUGAACUUGGGCCUCAACCACCUGGACAGUGUGCCCACCACACUGGGAGCCCUCAAGGAGCUCCACGAGGUCGGCCUGCACGACAACCUGCUGAGCUCCAUCCCCGCCAGCAUCUCCAAACUCCCCAAGCUGAAGAAGCUCAACACGAAGAGGAACCCCUUCCCCAAGACGGAGGAAUCAGACAUCUUCACGGAUGCCAUCAAAAGGCUGGAUGGCUUAUUCCUAGUAGAGGAAAAGGACCUGUGUGCCAACUGCCUGAGAAAAUGCCAACUGGCCCGCGACAAGCUCAACAAAAUCAAGAACAUGGCCACGUCCACCCCGAGGAAGGCCAUCUUUUCCAGUUUGGUUUCACCCAACUCUUUGGCCAAGGAGUCCCAGGAAGACUGGAGGUGA
This is a messenger RNA of Ochotona curzoniae (black-lipped pika), 768 nucleotides long. It is a transcript of the gene LRRC18, whose product is annotated as leucine rich repeat containing 18. Gene Ontology annotation, molecular function: protein binding. The transcript has a single exon. The record is from RefSeq and is a predicted model, not a curated record. Bases 1 to 768 code for a protein of 255 amino acids. NCBI's taxonomy places the organism in Eukaryota, Metazoa, Chordata, Mammalia, Lagomorpha, Ochotonidae.